CUUACAGACAGUCUUCUCCUCAGCGACAGCACUAGUAUGUUGGAUUUGGGAGAUGCAAAGAAGCAGGCGCCUGUCUGUGUAGAAGUGUGUGGCAUUUGACAAUGGACUAUUGAAUAAGAGAGAGAGAGAGAGAGGGGAGAGACCUUGUAGCUUGAUUGAAACGGGGGACCGUAGCGACUGUGCCAUGGAAGGGUCAUACAACUCAAAGAAAGUGCUUCCUCAGCGGCCAGGAUUUCGGCACCAUAGAAAAGAGAACUAUGUGUGCCGCGAUGCCCUGUCCCGGCAGUCUACAGAGUGUAGUGAGGUCCAGGAGGUGAGCCAGUCCCAGCUGCAGCAGCCCAGGGUGAAGCUGAACGGCUCCACUGUGGAGACACCCAGUCACCACGACCUGCACCGCGAACUGUUGGUCAGCACCAAACGAGGUCUGUUGCCAGGAGAGAAGCCUGAGCUGAAGCGAGUCCUGGAACAGAGGAGGCUGGAGCAGCACAGAGAGCAGGAACUGGCUCUACAGCCUCCUCUGGAACUGGAGACGGAGCUACGCAAGAGACAGCAGAUACUGCUGGAUUAUGAGCAGGAGGAGAUCAGGCGCAGGGAGGAGCAGGAGAGAGAAGUCCCUGAGUUUGUGCGUGUAAAGGACAACCUGAGGCGCACGCAGGUGUCUGGGCAGUGACGACCAGUUGACGCGCCGCCCCGUCCCGUCCGCCCCCGCAGCCUCUCACCACGGAGGCCCUGGCUGCAGUCCGUUUCUUCACCCAAGAGUCCAAAGAGUGCACUUGUUCACCUCCCCCACCACAAUGGUUCUGCCAUCGCAAUGAAUCCAUCCUCCUGUUUCUCCCUCCACCAGCCUCCACUGCUAUCCAUAUCCUACAGCUAUAUGAUGAGGACCAACUUCACUGCAGCAAGUUACUGAAAAGACUUCUCCUAGGACUGAUAUGCAUCUCUUGCUGGACUAUUAUACUGUGUGGAAAAAGUCCAUUUUUAUUUAACCAGGUAAGUCAGUUAAGAACAAAUUCUUAUUUUCAAUGACGGCCUAGGAACAGAGGGUUAACUGCCUGUUCAGGGGAACAACGGCAGAUUUGUACCUUGUCAGCUCGUGGGUUUGAACUUGCAACCUUCCGGUUACUAAUCCAACGCUCUAACCACUAGGCUACCCUGUCGCCCCAAUAAGCAAUGUAGGAAAACCAGUCAGUAGGUUUUAUAUAAAGAAUGUGAGUGAAAAUACAUAAACUCAGCAACAAAAGAAAGAUCCUCUCACUUUCAACUGCAUUUAUUUUCAGCAAACUUAACAUGUCUAAAUAUUUGUAUGAACAUAACAAGAGUCAACAACAGACAUAAACUGAACAAGUUCCACAGACAUGUGACUAACAGAAAUGGAAUAAUGUGUCCCUGAACAAAAUGGGGGGGUCAAAAUCAAAAUUAGCAGUCAGUAUCUGGUGUGGCCACCAGCUGCAUUAAGUACUGCAGUGCAUCUCCUCCUCAUGGACUGCACCUGUUUUGCCCAGUCUUGCUGUGAGACAUUCCUGUCUUGCAGGAAAUCACGCACAGAAUGAGCAGUAUGGCUGGUGGCAUUGUCAUGCUGGAGGGUCAUGUCAGGAUGAGCCUGCAGGAAGGGUACCACAUGAGGGAGGAGGAUGUCUUCCCUGUAACGCACAGUGUUGAGAUUGCCUGCAAUGACAACAAGCUCAGUCCGAUGAUGCUGUGACACACCGCCCCAGACCAUGACGACCCUCCACCUCCAAAUCAAUCCCUCUCCAGAGUACAGGCCUCAAUGUAACUCUCAUUCUUUCGACGAUAAACGCGAAUCCGACCAUCACCCCUGGUGAGACAAAACCGCGACUCGUCAGUGAAAAUCACUUUUUGCCAUUCCUAUCUGGUCCAGCGACCGAUCCUUUGCAGGUGUUGUUACACGUGGUCUGCCACUGUGAAGACGAUCAGCUGUCUGUCCUGUCUCCCUGUAGCGCUGUCUUAGGCAUCUCACAGGACAAACAUUGCAAUUUAUUGCCCUGGCCACAUCUGCAGUCCUCAUGCCUCCUUGCAGCAUGCCUAAGGCACGUUCACUGAACAUGUUCAUUGAACAAGCAUGGGAAACAUUUUCAAAUGAUCUUUUAAUUAUCUUUGAAAGACAGGGACCUGAAAAAGGGACGUUUCUUUUUUUGCUGAGUUUAUGUCUACUGUGAACAAUGUGUAUGUUAAGGACAAAUAUCUUAUUUUAUUUAUGAUUAGAUGUUUUUCUUUUUCUACGUUUAAAAAAAUAAUAUUACUAGAAAAAUGAUUCACUUUUAGUUUUGAAGUCUGUAUUCAACACAAGCAAUUGGUUUACAGCAGCAUGGCAUCAUAAUGUGGUGUGUGUGUUCAUUUUCAUUUGUUCAUUUCUUUCAAAGGCCAUAUACUAAGUAUACCUUACUCCACUAUUGGACACAGGGCAGUGACGGAAACUCUGAACUCUCUUUAUGUAAUGCAGUUAUGUUCUCUUUUCAGUUGUCACUCAUAUAGCUAAACCCCCAUAAUCGCAGAUGUUAUGUGUAUUAGUCCUAUUCGUUUAAUUAAAUUGUUUGUUUGUCUGUU
Oncorhynchus nerka (sockeye salmon) is the source of this 2565-nucleotide messenger RNA. RefSeq names its product protein FAM107B-like. The coding region runs from base 185 to 670 and encodes 161 amino acids. Lineage: Eukaryota; Metazoa; Chordata; Actinopteri; Salmoniformes; Salmonidae. The transcript has 5 exons. The record is from RefSeq and is a predicted model, not a curated record.